GAGGGGGCCCGCGCCGCGCCGGGCGCCGCCGCCCUGGCCGCCAUGUGCUCCCAGCUCUGGUUCCUGACGGACCGGCGCAUCCGCGAGGACUACCCGCAGGUGCAGAUCCUGCGCGCUCUCCGUCAGCGCUGCUCCGAACAGGACGUGCGCUUCCGGGCGGUGCUCAUGGACCAGAUCGCCGUCACCAUCGUCGGCGGCCACCUCGGUCUUCAGCUGAACCAGAAGGCACUUACCACUUUCCCAGACGUGGUGCUCGUGCGGGUGCCCACACCCUCAGUGCAGUCAGACAGCGACAUCACCGUCCUGCGCCACCUGGAGAAGCUGGGCUGCCGCCUGGUCAACCGCCCACAGAGCAUUUUAAACUGUGUCAACAAGUUCUGGACUUUCCAAGAGCUGGCUGGACAUGGGGUUCCUAUGCCGGACACCUUCUCCUAUGGUGGGCAUGAUGACUUUUCCAAAAUGAUCGAUGAGGCUGAGCCCCUGGGCUACCCGGUCGUGGUGAAGAGCACACGAGGACACCGGGGAAAAGCAGUUUUUCUUGCAAGAGAUAAACAUCACCUCUCAGACAUCUGCCAUCUGAUCCGCCAUGAUGUGCCCUACCUGUUCCAGAAGUAUGUGAAGGAGUCACAUGGCAAAGACAUCCGGGUGGUGGUGGUCGGGGGCCGGGUGAUAGGCUCUAUGCUCCGCUGCUCCACAGACGGACGGAUGCAAAGCAACUGCUCUCUCGGUGGUGUGGGUGUCAUGUGCCCGCUGACAGAACAAGGCAAGCAGUUGGCUAUUCAGGUGUCCAACAUCCUGGGCAUGGACUUCUGUGGCAUUGAUCUCCUCAUCAUGGACGAUGGCUCCUUUGUGGUGUGUGAGGCAAACGCCAACGUCGGCUUCUUAGCCUUCGACCAGGCAUGCAAUUUAGAUGUGGGUGGCAUCAUCGCGGACUACACCAUGUCCUUGCUGCCCAAUAGGCAGACUGGCAAGAUGGCUGUCCUCCCGGGACUGUCCAGUCCCAGGGAGAAGAAAGAGCCAGAUGGCUGCACUUCAGCUCAGGGAGUUGCAGAGAGCGUCUACGCCAUCAACAAUGGGUCUACCUCUAGUGAGAGUGAGCCUGAACUGGGAGAGAUCCGGGAUUCCUCAGUGAGCACAGCCGGGGCCCCGCCCCCCAUGCUGCCUGAACCUGGCUACAACAUUAACAACAGGAUUGCUUCAGAAUUAAAACUUAAGUGAAUUCCUGCUUUUUGGGCAGCAUUUAAACCAAAUCCUACUGCUUCCCUAUAGUUUUGAGUGAAUAAAAUCUGGACUAAUGUGAUUUCAUUUGCACAGAAACUAGAAAUCCCAUCUGGGCACUCAGCAUUCUUUCUAACGAUGAUUUAAGCAAACGGCUUAGCUUUGUGGUUUUUACAAAGACUAACCUAAAGACACUCACCACGAGCAACAUCCCGACUGAUCAACUUGAGACCGAUGUCUGCUGCGAGCACUUGGAUAUACGGCUGACUUUUAAGGCGCUGACUCUGUCCUGCUGCUUCUGGCUGUGAUCAGCAGAGCCCAUUAACUCAGAACGGCCCCUGGAAAUACUGUACUCAGAAGCCCCACUGGACGGAGGCGGGUGCAGAAGAGACCGAAUGUGACUGCGGUUAUGUGCUCUUCGUUAAGUGUGUGUGUGAUGUGUGGAGAAUACACGGUCCAAACGCUAUGAGAGGAUCGAUCUCUGCUCCCCGUCAAUCACCAUCUUGGCCAUAUUUCUCUGACACUCAGGAUAUGGUGUUUUAGGGAGCUUCCUCAUUAGCAGUGAAGCACUUUGUAGAAAGUUCGAGAUUGAACGUUCUUUGACUUCACUGGUUGGCAGAUAAUCCUGCUGCGUAACUGGGGCUUUCUACAAAUUGCUUUGCCGCUCCGAAUUUAUAGACCCUGCUUCAACUAAUGCCAGCCCCAGCAGCCUCUUGCACCUUUGCUGCCUUUGGCCUCAGCUGGAAAUGCACUUCAACGAGCUAGUGGCCACACACUUUAUUUCUUAUGCGUGCACUAGAAUUGAACACCAUGAACUUUCUUGUCAAUGGACUCUGUUCAUUUGUCAUCCUGAAGCCGGUGGGUUUUUAUCAUAGAAGCUACUGGAAGAUAAUCAUUUUCCCUCUUCUCUCCUAAAACUUUGUGUACUGCUUAGCUGUAGGAGGUUUUCUUGUACGUGUUGGUGUUGUGGGCCUGUUGGGUAGAUUGAGCCAUUGGAAACACACUCUAAUCCCCUUGACCUUCUAGUCCUAUCCAGGUUUCAGAGACCUGUCCUUACCCACUUUUCCACACUGGGGAGACUCAGGUAUUAGGAAUUGCCCAUUGCACAUUUUGGGGGAGGAUGGUGUUGGAUAAUGUAGACGUGACACCAAGUGCUUUUCAUUUUCACUCUUUAAGCAGUAGAUGCUGAUCCUUCCCGUGGGAGAAAUCAUGGAGAUAGAGUUUUCCAUUUCUGCUCAUAUGAAGUAUGAUGAGAAUGAGCAAGGCUCCCUCUUUAACCAAAUACACUAAAACGUAAGCCCUCAAGAGU
This is a messenger RNA of Panthera uncia (snow leopard), 2527 nucleotides long. It is a transcript of the gene RIMKLA, whose product is annotated as ribosomal modification protein rimK like family member A. The transcript has 5 exons. Gene Ontology annotation, biological process: protein modification process. Gene Ontology annotation, molecular function: metal ion binding; ATP binding; ligase activity, forming carbon-nitrogen bonds. Gene Ontology annotation, cellular component: cytoplasm. Bases 43 to 1218 code for a protein of 391 amino acids. Lineage: Eukaryota; Metazoa; Chordata; Mammalia; Carnivora; Felidae. The record is from RefSeq and is a predicted model, not a curated record.